UUUCGGGCUUUGGUUCGGACGUUCCUCGCUCGGAUUUUCUUCCUUUUAGGCGACAAGGAGCUUUCAGCCGUGCAGAUUCAGAUAUUGGCCGGAAAAGCAUAGUACGGAAAAUUCGAUUUCCUUGGUUGUGUUUCUUUCUGUGUGUGUGUUUGCAAACAUUUUGGUUUUCAGCAAUUUUUGGUUAACUUAAGUGAGCGGAAUAAAAAAAAAAAAACAACAUUGGGUCGCGCGCGCUUCUCUUUUCGCCGUCACGCGUUUUGUGAGUGUGUGUGAGAGUGAGAGUGGGGAAAUGGCAUAAGUGCAGAAUUAUGAAAGCGGAGUACUCGCUGCCGCCGAAUGUGAUUUUUGAAAGGGAAAACGGAAGCAGAGACGAAGGACCAGGAACUGGCAUCCAGGACGAGACCCCCAAUCGGCCGUUGGCUCAUUUAGAAAUCGAAGUGAUUAGAUUUGACGCCAGCAGAGGUAGUGACACCGACCGAGGAAGGAAAAGGUCAAGAAAGCAACAACACCAAAAGCACCAAGAGUGUAGGAAGAAGAAGAGGCAUCAACAGCAGCAGCAGCAUCAUCAUACCACUACAAGCAAGAGCAAGAGCCUUGCCUUAUUUUUAGAUUACCUACGCCAGUGUCCCGCCAUCGAAAUUGUCGCCGCCUGUGACGACAGCACCGACCACGCCUACAACGGUUCGACACCUCCUCCUGCACCCACCGCCCUCUGUCCAGGCGCCGUUACCUUCCGGCGGCACACGCUUCCCCUGCUCCGCAAAUACGCCGCCAACAACGGCAGCGGUUGCCAUUUCGAGCAUAAAACCAAAAUUUAUGCUCUAUAUCGUCACCUGGAGAUCGGUGGCCCGCUCGAACAAGUGCAACAGCAACAGCAGCUGAAAGUCGGCCACAUCCAGCUGCGCUUCAAGAUGCUCUUUGCCGAGCCCCCGCCCAAGGGUCACGCCCAUGGACAUGCCCUUGGUCAUCCGCCGCCCGGUGACCCCGAAACACCUCCGCCAUCACCGCCACAGGUGAUGCCUCUGCCGCUGCCGCUGCCUCUGCCGCUGCCAGCUGCUCUGCUUCAGGACCAGCAGACGGCGGAACUUAUGUCAGGCAACACCAGCAACAUCGAGCUAAUGGAGGCCAUGAAGAAAUUGGACGCUGAUCUGGUGGCUCUGUUCGCCACCGCCGCCGCUGAGCCGCUCAAGAAGAAGCAGCAGCAGGUGCUGUGGACUGAGCCGGAAUCGGAGCAGAUUCCCGACGAUUUGGAGGAGGAGGAGGAGCUGGUCAUAACCCCGGAGAUAUUCCGACGCUGCAACGGCCUGCAGCUCCACUUGGAGGCACUCACCCUCCAGCCGGAAGGAACCCAGCGCAUGGAACUGGUCCAGAACGAGGUGCGACCCAUUUUCACGGUAGAGUGCCAGCUGUCCGCCGACUUGAUCCGGAAGGUGCCCCGCGCCCCGAUGUUCCACAUCAUGCAGUUCGAGUCGGAGAAGUUCCACAGCCUGACGCAGUGCACCCGCUUCGGCCAGACGGCCCAGCGGCAGGUGGACAUGGAGGAGAAGGACUGGGAGGAUCUGACCGCCACCGCCGGCCAUGUCGACUUCACGGUCUGGUGGCGUGAGCCCGGCACCUGUCUCAACGAGAUGCUGGGCAUGGGUCGCCUGGAGCUCCGGGAGCUGUACGAGGCCUCGCUGCUGGAGCAGUGCAAGUGCAUUGCCAUCAAGCGGCGCGACAUCCACCUGGGCAGUGUCUAUGUGAAGAUCAGCUUGCUGCAAAACGGAUUGGAGCAGCAGGGAUCGGAUCAGCAGCACCUGGGUGAUGGAAAGAACGAAAGUGGAAACAAGGCAGCAGUUAACUUGAACUCGAAAGCCGACAUAACACCCCCCCAGCCACCGCCCCCUCCGCCUCCGCCUCCCCAAGCCAACAGCAACAACAAGGCCAUCCUGGACUGUGCCAACUUCAUGGCGGAGACCAACAAGGUUCGCCUCCUCCGGGGCUACCUCUACGUGGGUGAGGUGCGUGCCCAGUCGCCGGAGGACCAGGCCGCCUGCCAGGAGGUCUCGAUGCAGCCCUUCUGGCAAGAGCAGCUGCUGGAGCGGAAGAUCGACGACAAGGGAGCCUUUGGACUGCAGGAUCAGUUCGCCAUCAUCAACGAUGUGCACUUUCUGGCCUGCGUGGAGCGCCAGCACCAGGAUUUGGAGGUCAAGCCCCUAGGCGGAGUGGUGCGCCUGCCGCUGCACCAGUUCUUCAUAGCCUACAGGGAUGCCAGCAUCACCAAUCACCUGUGCAAGGGAAAGCUUCCGGUGAUUUCCAUCGAUGGCUGGGCCCCGAUUCUCAGCCCAGAGACACAGUCCCAGUUGGGAGAGCUAAAGGUGCUCCUGGCCAUCGGAAGCGAGUCCCAGAUCGCCCAGCUGAGGCAGCAGCGCGGCCUCGAAGAGGACAUGAUUAUCCCAGAUCUGAUGGAUGUCAAGGCAAAGGAGGAGAUGCCGCCUCCCCCAGCUCCGCCAACAAACAACUUUAGCUUCCAAUUGCGUAUUGUUGGGGCGGCGGGAUUGCCCCUGAAUCCCGGCAAGACCAAGAAGCCGAACAAGCGUGGGCCCAAGCGUUUUCCACCCAACGAGCCACCCAACACCUAUGUCUCCUUCCAAGCAGCCAGCUGCAACAGUCAGACCUUCAUGUCGCCCGAGGGAUUGGUCUACGCCACUCCCAUCGUGCAGAAGUCCAUUGAACCGCAGUGGCUGAGCAAGUUCCGGGUGGAAGUAAGUGGUGACUACCGGACCAACCCCCAAAAGCUCUUCAUUUUGAAGUUGUGGAAGAAGGCGGUGGGUAACCAGGAUCCCAGUCCCCACGAGGAUGCCAUCAUUGGCUUUGCCGCCCUCAAUCUCAACGAGAAGCAGCCGAACGGAGGCUUUCCCAGUGGCUGGCACAACAUAGUCGACUUCAACGGGCACGUUACUGGGGGGAUUGAGGCCCAUGUGGAGCCCAUACCCCCGACUGUGGAUGCUGUGAUCGAGAACCUCGAGAAAUCCAUGGAGCUUACGCAUCUCCAGAUUGGCCAGGCCAUCAAGCGCAAGUACACCGAGCUGGAGGAGAUUUCGCAGCGACUCCGCUCCCGACUGGUGGACGUUACGGGGGAAACCUUAAAGUUCCCGGAGUUCGAUGUAAACGCCGCCCUGGACGACUGGCAGCAGGAGGGGGCGGACGACGAUCUGGUGGACGACUUUGAGCGGGCACUGCGCACCCCGACGCCACCCAGCUCCCCCACGCCCUCGACCAGCAAAGGCUUGACCGGCUGCGCACAAAGUCCCAGCAAUGGCACUGGCCAGGAAUAGCCCAGGGCCAUAAUAAGUCAGUUAAUCAUGCUUUCUCCUCUACCCACAUCUCGAUAUUGUCUCUGAUAUUGGCUCAAGCUGUAGUAGCUGUAGUUAACCACCUAGUUGUAGACUAUGAUAAUAUACACGGAACCUAAUCCGAUAUUGUGCUGUACUUAAAAAUUGGCAUCCCGAUUUGCCUCGAUUCACCGUCUUAUGGCUGUCUAUAUAGCAUAAAAUCAAAUCUGAAACCGAUCACCCAGCGAUCGUUUCAUUGAGUUGAAAAUUAAAUUGUCGAUUAAUUAUUGUUUUAAGUCUCGAGAGGAUUUCCCAAUCUACCCAAUCUAGCCCUACCUACACACACACACACACCAACCACACAGAAUAUGUAUUAGUUUCGGAACUGUGUUAAUCACCUAAGUAUUUAGACACUAUUACUUAAUAAAUAUUAAAUUGCUAAUGCAAAGUAAA
This is a messenger RNA of Drosophila bipectinata, 3767 nucleotides long. RefSeq lists its product as uncharacterized. Lineage: Eukaryota; Metazoa; Arthropoda; Insecta; Diptera; Drosophilidae. The record is from RefSeq and is a predicted model, not a curated record. Gene Ontology annotation, cellular component: centriole; centriolar satellite. Gene Ontology annotation, biological process: cilium assembly; centriole elongation.